UUGGUCACACUGGCGAUUGCUGCAGUAAAAAAUAUUAUAUUUUGUACGUUUAAUUUGUUCUAAAUGCUGUAAUAAUACUACAGAAAACCGCAAAACGCAACAAUUUAUGAACACACUGCCUAAACAGUACCAUGGAUUGCAAUCUAGGCAGCGAAAUUGGCCAGAAAAUGCGCAGCGCUGUAAAGGCGAAACUGCUUGAAUUGGGCACAGGCGGCUCUGCCGGCUUCAUUGACGACGAGCUGCCUGACUAUGUGAUGGUCAUGGUGGCCAACAAACGCACCAAACAACAAAUGAACGCCGAACUGAAUCUGUUCCUGGGGGAUCAAACGGAUCUGUUUGUCACCUGGUUGCACGAGGUGCUUCAGAAGCUGCAGGAAGUCACCCUACCAGCCUCAGGUGCUGGCAGUAAAAAACGCAAAUCACGUCAAGCCGAGGCGCCCAAAGCAAAGGACAAAGACAAGGAUAGAAAGGGCCGAGACAAAAAGGAUAAGAGAACACAUCGAAAAUCCGGCGACAGCGAACAGUUGAACUCAUCUGCAGAACAGACAAGAUCAGCGGAAUCGAUGCCGGUAAUUAGCUCCAUUACGGAUGUCUUUGCCGAGGAGCUGCUGGAAAAAGCCAAAAAGACGCUCGAUUUGGAUGACGAGCUGUUGCUCAAAAAGAAGAAACGCAAGUCAACCGAGGAGGAUGAGCAACCACAACUGGUGACACAGGAGACCACAAAGGAAUUAGACUUGCCAGUCACGUCAGAGAUUAGCUCCACAACCAGUGGCAAUCGGGAGAAGGAUAUUGCCGAACUGGCCGAAAUACAGCGCAAGAUCUACGCGGCCAAGCAGCAUCUGCGCCAGAUUGGCGAACUGGACGACGAAAGCGACGAGGAUGAGCUGGACGACCAACAGCUUGACAACGAUCUGCUAAAUGUCAACGAGCAGCAUGAAACCAUUGCCAAGGAUUGCAUGCCAGUAACAGCAGCUGCAGCAGCGCCAGCAGCAGAAGCAAACUACAGCUCUGGCACACGCAGAGCUAAGAGUCCCAUUGUAUUUAAUAGGACGUCCGAACCGGCGGCAGCUAGAGAGAAACCAAACAAAACCCCAACUGAACCAGCAGUGCAGUUGCAAAAAUCCAGUGACGAGCGCUCAGAGCGUCGAUCGGUGCACGAGCGUCUUGGCUGCAAGCCCAUCAGCCAAAGCCAAGCAGCAGCCGUACAGUCGCUAACGCCGCCAGAGCGUUCGCAGCGCUCGCAGAAGGAGCUGGAGCUUUAUGUGCCAGCACAUCGACGUCGCAGCGAACAGCAGCAGCCGCAGCCGAAUGAGGAAAGUAAGAAAGUUGAGCGUGGCCGGGAACGGAGCCAACGCAACGAGAGUCAGCCAAGUCGCCGGCGGGAGCGGGAAACAUUGCGCAGUCGCCGCACGCCGAGUCGAAGUCGCAGUCCGGAGGCCAACUACAAGCAUCGCAUUGGGUCGCGCGUCAUUGUGGCGAUUAACAAGCCACCAGAGCCAUCCGAUGAUGAGGAUAUUCUGGAGAAGCCAGUCAAUUCGGUGAUUAAAAUCAAACCACGACCAACGGUUUCGCCACGUCGCCAGGCCUGCAAGAAUCUGCUGCUGCGCGCCGUUGCGGAUGCACAGCGAUCCACAAUUCUGGCCAAGCCGACAGCGACGCCAUCGACUGGAGUGGUGACUUCGAAGACACAAGGCAAUGGAGACGAGCCGGAGCUGAUCAGCUCCACGAUGGGUAAACGUCGCCUAAAUGAUUCCGUUGGUAGUGGCGCUGGCAAGGAGCUUUUCCGGCGCAGCCGCCGUGAACUGAUGGUCAAUGUGCUGCACCAGGAGAGCAAAAGAAUGCGUCACUCGAUCGAGCCACAAACGGAGCUGGUGGCCAAGGAGCUGGAGGAGGAGGAGGAGGAGUAUGUGCCCAGCUUAAGUGUAGGUGACUAUGAGACAUACGUGCCACAGUUGGUGGAAAACUUGGACAUGGGCAUGGACAUUGAUAUGCAUGUGGAGAAAUCGGCCAGCAGCUUGGCCGCCUCCUCAGCCGGUCUAGCCAAGACACAGUUUGUCGUCACUCUGAAUGGCGAUCAUUCGCUGAGCAAGGCUGCAGUUGCCGCCGCUGCUGCGUAUCGCAAGCGUUCGCGGAAACGGACGCCAUCGCCGCAAGUUUCCUCGACGAGUUCGACAAACGUUCAGCUGCUGAGCGCUGAGCCUACCUCAACGACCUGCGCUUCUUCAACUAACAGCAACAACAGUCGGGACAGGCGGACCAACAAGUCGAAGCGUGCUCGCAGCUCCUCCCGAUCUUCGCCCUCCACUUCGAGCAAUACGCCGCCGCAGAAGCCAUCGCGUAGUCUUCGGCGCAGCGAGGUGUUGCGGCAGGCGCAGGAAAUCAAGAAGAUCAUCAUCAAAAACGAUGCGGAUGACGAUGAGGAUGAGGAGCAUCAGCAGCAGCAGCAGCAAAUGCAUGCAUCGCCGCGGAAACGUACUCAAAAGAAACGUUUGGGCAGCAACAGCACUAACAUGACCCUGGCAUCCGCUUUCUCAAACACUUCCAAUGAACUCAAGGCUGACUCAAAAACGCAGUUGGAGGAAAUUAAUCGCUCGACAACGCCGCCACUGCCACCAAAGCGGCCAGAGAAACGCGAUAUUAGUCACGAGAAAUCAUCAAUAUCGUCUGCAACUGCAGCGGCAGCUGCCACAACUCUGGAGGCACCUGCCAAAGCGAAGCACACGCCCAUACGCUUCAAGCUCAAGCAGGAGGAGGAACAGGCGCAGAAGAAUCAUCGCUCCGGCAGCAAAGAUCGUGACUCCUCAACCGAGCGACGACGAAUCUCUAUACGCAAUGCUGAGGAUCGCAAAUACGACAAUCUGCCCGCACUAAGUGCGGUCAGUGUCGAUUCAACAGUUUUGAAGGUGACCAAGCCGAAGGAGCGCUGCAAAUACCAUCCAAAUUGCAGCAAACAAUUCUGCGAAUAUUAUCAUCCAUCGGCGCCGUGCAAAUCGUUUCCCAACUGCAAAUUCGCCGACAAGUGCAUGUACUCGCACCCCAAGUGCAAAUUUGAUUUGGCCUGCAUGAGCAUCGAUUGCAACUUUGCGCACAGUGGCACACGCGAACUCAGCCACGUGCAGCUAACUGCGCCUCCCCUUUCAUCGCAUGUGAUACCUGUGCAGAACUACAAAUCAAUAUCGGCACCGGCGACAGCGACCACAGCGACGACCAUGUGCAAAUACUAUCCAAACUGCACCAAGGUGGGCUGCACGUUCUAUCAUCCGAAGCCGUGCCGUUAUGGCAAGAAUUGCAUUAAUAAGUUUGAGUGCAUCUUUUAUCAUCCGGAAAUGCAAAGCAAAUUCAAAUGGGUAGCGUCACUGGGCUAGGCUAAGGAAAGCCGCACGAGCAGCACUCUUUCUUUAGCAUUUAUUAUUUAGCGAAUUAUUAAUGACUAUCCUCCUACUAUUCACAAAAAAAAAAAAAAAAAACAAAUACAAUAUCGUAAAACUACAGAAAAUGUUUCACAAAUAUGCGCUAGAAUUCUAAUUACUAAUUGCGAAUUUUUUUAUUAUUUAUUUUUAUUUACUUUCAUUUGUGAAUUUUAUUAGUCCACUAAUUGCAUAUUUAAAAUUUUAUACUCUAGGCGUUAGCUCGUGAAAAGAACAAGAAAAAAAAAACAAUUAAACAAUUGAAACUGUUGAAAGAUUUGUUGCAUUAUGUUAAAAGGCAUCUUCCUCUAUAUCUGAACUGUAUCCGUCAUUUAUAAGUCGGUAAAUAAAAUUUAGCAGUGUACUUGCUACAAAUUGGAUAUUUAAAAUUGUUUCAUUUCCUUCGCC
Molecule: messenger RNA, 3815 nt
Organism: Drosophila grimshawi
Lineage: Eukaryota; Metazoa; Arthropoda; Insecta; Diptera; Drosophilidae
Gene: Nab2
Product: zinc finger CCCH domain-containing protein 14
Exons: 5
Coding region: 132-3365 (1077 amino acids)
Biological process (GO): regulation of mRNA stability
Cellular component (GO): nucleus; cytoplasm
Molecular function (GO): metal ion binding; poly(A) binding
Source: RefSeq, a predicted model, not a curated record